Halichondria panicea is the source of this 2578-nucleotide messenger RNA. RefSeq names its product tyrosine-protein kinase Abl-like. The transcript is spliced from 12 exons. Gene Ontology annotation, molecular function: ATP binding; transmembrane receptor protein tyrosine kinase activity. Gene Ontology annotation, cellular component: plasma membrane; signaling receptor complex. Lineage: Eukaryota; Metazoa; Porifera; Demospongiae; Suberitida; Halichondriidae. Bases 111 to 2465 code for a protein of 784 amino acids. The record is from RefSeq and is a predicted model, not a curated record. Gene Ontology annotation, biological process: cell surface receptor protein tyrosine kinase signaling pathway; protein phosphorylation; multicellular organism development.
AAUCAAUCUAAACUAGAUUGCAUUCCAAUGCAGACAUUUAAUAUACUUUACUUAUUACUGUACAAACAAGUAUAUAAUCUACCAGAAGAAGCAAAAUACAAGUCUACAAGAUGAGAUGCAGUAGAAUUUUAUGUAUUUUGUUAGUGCUCCAGCAGCUGGUGUCUGGACAGCAGUGUGGUACAGUCGGUCGUGUAGGUAGGAUGAGAACUGAUAACAGGAAUAGAGCACGAAAUCAGUUCUUUAUUGAUCGUGGUAAUCGUGCUGGGUGUGCUGGGAUGAUCACCUCACUCUCUUACUGUUUCCAUCGACCACCAUUGACUGCUCCAGUUGCUAACGAAUACCUGACUACAGUUGCUGUGUACAGACCAGCGAGCACCAAUGCAAAUGAGGAAGUAUUUACUGUUGUUUCUUCACCAAUCACAAUACUAAAAUCAGCAACAGACCUUGAAGCUGAAUUAAACGCUGCUACUAAUACAAACUUUGCCUUUGCCUGCUCUGUAUUUAACCUACCACAACCAGUGCCCAUGGCGACUGGUGAUGUUCUUGGAGCGUGUGUGUUUGACCCUGAUGACACUACAAGUGGUGUCACUACCUAUCGUCUUGAUAUAGUCAGUAGAGCUGAUCCCAAUACUGAAGACGUUGUGAGAACUUUUACACACCCCAGUAUCCCUACCGGCUGCAGUGCUACUACUGUGCCAGGUUCCUUUGAUGGAAGUGCAUCUGAGAAUAGUACUAGUGCUCGCAGAUCUCUUCACAUCUGGGCAAACAUAGAAGAGGAAGCAACUAUGGGGGUGACUACCAUGGACUCAACUACAAUGAAAGCUACACCUUCCACAACUACACCUGAACUGACUGCAGACACCACCACUCCCGAAGACGGCACAACUGACAUGACCACAGCAAGUGGUCCACUGAUGACUGAUGGGGACUCUACCACUGCAACCACAAACCGAGGGACGAGCAACCCUGAUGCCACCACUGCACAAUCCAUUGGUGGUGGGGGAGGUGGUUCCAACGUAGCCAUUGCUGUGAUAGUUGUGCUCAUUAUUGUGGUCAGUCUAGCUACCAUCGUGGUGAUAGUCAUUGUUCUGGUGUCAAAGAGACUGAAAAAGGAAAAGGUCAAGAAAUCAUACGCAAUGACCAACAACUCAGUAGACUACCAGUUGUACUCGGCAGUGGCUAAUGCUGAAAGCUUAGAGAGAGCUAAACGGGAACAGCCACAGCCACAGCAGCAAGGCAGUCAGUGGCCCACACAGUCCCAGGAGCAUGUGUAUGAGUUUGAGGGCGCAUACAGUCCUACCCGCUCAAUGGAGUCCAACACCUAUGCUGAAGUUGGGCCCUUUGGUGCAGUGAAUGGUUGUGAGAUUGUGUACGAGUCUCCACUGGAUGCCCCAGCUAUCAGCUACAAUAAACUGUUGGAAAAGAACAAGAAAGAGGACAUUUAUGUUGGAGAAAAUCCGUACGAAACACCAGCAUCUAGAGAGAACGAUAUCUAUGCUCAGUUGCAGACCUGGAGGGUGACACACUUGAACAGAGAAGACAUUAAGAUUGCUGGUCACCUUGGGUCUGGUCAGUUUGGCAGUGUGGAGCAAGGAGUGUGGAAGAGACAGGGAACUCAACCAGUGGACGUAGCACUCAAGAGUCUCACCAAAACAUCAGAGGAGAACAAAAUCAAGUUCCUCCAAGAAGCCGCCAUCAUGGCUCAGUUCAGACAUCCUAAUGUUAUCAUGCUGCAUGGAGUAGUCACCAGUGGAGACCCAAUGAUGCUUGUGGUAGAAAUGGCGCAGAAAGGUGAUUUGCGACAAUUUCUCUUAUCUCUUCGACCUGACCCGGGACAGUUAAUGCCUAGCAACACUUUUUCAAUGUUACUGAAGUUCUCUCAACAAGUUGCUUUUGGGAUGCAGUACCUCUCAGCUAAAGGAUUUGUGCACAGAGACCUGGCUGCUAGAAAUGUGCUAGUGACAACAAAUAACAUGUGCAAGGUUGCUGAUUUCGGAAUGUCCCGAGAUCUUGCUGAUGAGAACUACUAUGUCUCACAAGGAACGGACAAGAUCCCCGUCAAGUGGACAGCCCCUGAGGCCAUUCACUACAAAAAGUACUCGACUACCAGUGAUGUGUGGGCCUACGGGUGUCUGCUCUAUGAGAUAUGGAGCAUUGGGCACAAGCCGUUUAAGGGAAUAUCUAAUCAAGAGGCUAUUCGACUCAUUGAUUCGGGCAAGCGUCUCUCUCCACCUCCUGGCUGCCCUAAGAUGAUCUACGAGCUCAUGAUACUAUGCUGGCAUCCUGAGAGCUCCCAACGUCUUGUAUUUCGUGAUAUUGUGUUGACACUGGUUGGAAAUAAAGAGAGAGUUUUGAAAAUUCCCGAGGAGGACUUCUCCACUAACCCACUGGCUGGAGUAUUGGGAGCUCCACUGGAGGCCGGGGAGAACAUGUACUCUCAGCUGCAAAGGAGAUAUAUACAUUAAUUAUUUCCAUAGAGGUGCAACUGCACCUGCAACUCUGAUGCAUGGAUUAUCAAUUGAAAUUGAAUAUUUUUACAACUUUUUCCACUUUUUGACCUUCUGUCACUACCGUAUAG